Messenger RNA from Alosa sapidissima (American shad), 895 nucleotides. RefSeq lists its product as uncharacterized. Lineage: Eukaryota; Metazoa; Chordata; Actinopteri; Clupeiformes; Clupeidae. The coding region runs from base 121 to 771 and encodes 216 amino acids. The record is from RefSeq and is a predicted model, not a curated record. The transcript is spliced from 2 exons.
CAACGUUCGGGAUGUUGGAACGACGCAGGUGUAUUUCGUUUAGUUUGUUUUAGACCUUUAGUUGAUUUGGACAGGUUAUUGAGAGGGGUGUCUUACUAGCUCAUAGCCUUUGUGGUGUCUAUGGAUCAGAAAAUCGGUAUUCAGCCAUGUCCUCCAACUGAACUGCUACUUGCAGCACAAGCGUUCGUUGAUAAUGUAGUCAGAGAAUCCGUCAUUUUAUUUACAUCAGGACCACUUACAUCGGGAAGCAAAGGUUCCAUACUGAGAAAAGAUGUGACCGCUGUCAACUGUGGGAGGACCUCACCUGCGUCUCCUGGACCCAGAAUCUCGUUGGCAGCUGGGCUGAACGAUGGGUCAGAGCGAAGUUGGAACCAGUCUUCGCCUGGGAGCGCAGAUUCAUUCCCAUUCGCUGUACAUCCUAGAUGCGAAGACCUUAUUCGCGAGGAAAAAAGGAUGUUUUCAGGGGUCUACAAAACCCGUGAACGGUCUGCCGACCGAUCAGUCCGACAGCCGUCUCCUCUGUCUGCAGACUUGGAGCGAUACAGCCCAGCUUCGUCAUCUGUUUCUGAGGAGAUGAAGUCUAUCGUGAACAAAAAAAAACAAGUAGCUCCAGUGUCGGAAACAUCAACUUUAGAAACGAUGAAGGUUAACGAGCCGAGAAAGUCCUUGAGGAGGCGACUCCAGACAGGACCUACCAAGAUCGCGCCCUCUGUCUGGGGCAUCUGUUCUCGGGAGGGCACCCGGGAAGAUGGAUGCUGCAUGCUUUCCUAACUCUCCCAGUGUCAGCGUUGCGUUCGAUGCAUCAUCACACAUUUUCAUGUAUUUUUGUUGCAAAAGUGUCAUGGCAAUAAUAAUAAUACACUAACGACAAACAAUAAAACUUUUCUUUUCUCUG